Molecule: messenger RNA, 1679 nt
Organism: Osmia bicornis bicornis
Lineage: Eukaryota; Metazoa; Arthropoda; Insecta; Hymenoptera; Megachilidae
Product: methylenetetrahydrofolate reductase
Exons: 7
Coding region: 185-1192 (335 amino acids)
Biological process (GO): tetrahydrofolate interconversion
Cellular component (GO): cytosol
Molecular function (GO): FAD binding; methylenetetrahydrofolate reductase [NAD(P)H] activity
Source: RefSeq, a predicted model, not a curated record
UUGUAAUAAUUAUAAAUAGAUUUCUAAUGAUGUAAUACAAGUGUAAGAAGUAUAUUUUGAUAGUGGAAUAUUAUAUGUUUAUUAAAAAAGGAAUAUUUUCGGAAACUAUAAUAUCAUGUUGAAUUAGUCAAGUAUUUCACAUAUUGCGCAAUCAGAUAACGAGAAUCUUAUAUAGUUCGAGAGAAUGAGGAAAAAAUGUAUAGUUGUUAAACGUGCUUUCUGCAGCUACAUGAUGAGAAAAUCUAAUUUGAAGAAUGGAAUACACCAAAAAUUUGCCAAUAAUAACGAAAGCAAUAAUGUUGCAAAUUAUUUCCGACUCAGAAACACUGGCCACGAAGCCAUUGAUUUAAGGAAAAAAUUAAAAUCUUUAAUCGACACAAAUACUGCUUUUUGUAGUUUUGAAUUAUUAUCUUUAAAAAAUGAUGAUUUUUACCAAAGUUUCUUUACAGAAAUGAAUAAAUAUCAUCCUCUUUUUUAUGCAUUGACAUCACAUACAAAGAAUAAAACAAAACAUUAUGAGUUUUUAAAAUUAACUGAUACAUUUCCAAAUAAUGUGCUUCUCCACCUUAUUGCGAAUAAUUUAACUCGGACAGAUGUAAAAAGUAUUCUAGAGGAAGCUCUGAAAUGUGGUAUACGCAAUGUUUUUGCGUUGCGAGGAGACUCCAUAACUGCAAGCAGUGAUUUCCCACAUGCCGUUGACUUAGUGCGUUUUAUAAAAAGUCAGUUUGGCGAUACAUUUUGUAUAUGUGUUGCCGGUUAUCCGGAAAUUCAUCCAGAGUCCCCAUCUAAAGAACUGGAUUUGUUUUAUUUAAAAGAAAAAGUUAACGCGGGGGCUGAUUUUAUAAUAACUCAGAUUUGCUUUGAAGCAAACAUUUUUAUUAAGUUCGCUAAUGAUUGUAAAGAAGUUGGAAUCAACGUCCCGAUUCUUCCCGGAAUUUAUCCGAUUCAUAACUAUUCGUGCCUUGAAAAAAUAGCAAAUGUUUGUAAUAUUAAAAUACCACAGAAUAUUUUAGAUUCUUUACAAUCUAUAAAAGAUGAUGACAAUAAAGUACGCAAUUAUGGAAUAGAAUUAUCAACAAACAUUAUUAAAGACAUCAUUGCAAGUGGAACUACUUGUGGCUUUCAUUUAUUUACAUUAAACAGAACAUCAUUGAUAUCGGAAAUAUGUAACAAGUUGGAUAUUUUUCAUUGACUGUCCUAGGAUAGAGGAGAUUUAAUUAAUAAACGAACAAACAACAUUUGUAGUAAAAAGUACUGCACAACAUUCAAACCCUAUCAUACUACGCGCCAAAUCAAGCAUUAAUUGCCAACCAUUGAAAUUCCCUACUGUUCCCUGUGUGGAAUAAAAAUGAUAAAACGUAUUCGUGAUGCGAAAAUGAUAGAUGUUUAUUAAGAAUUUGUUAUACAUUUUAAGUGUUAUUUACAUCGAUAUGACUGGAUGUUAUAUUUUUGAUUUCCUAAAAUGAUCCUUCGAGGAUACUUGCAAUUGUGCGCAUGCGUUUAAGAAAUAUCCAUGACGAACGAAAAGAGGAGUUAGUUGAGCUGGGCGCCAGAGCUCCGCGUGGUCAGUUGGUUAGUCGGCGUGACGGUAACAAGAAAAGAGGAAGGGUCCAUAAGGCAGGAUAUAUAGAACAAUGGCACUCUUCCGUUUCAGCCCCAAACGUUGUUUGGAAGUUCAG